This is a messenger RNA of Pristis pectinata (smalltooth sawfish), 691 nucleotides long. Its product is annotated as ribonuclease P protein subunit p25-like protein. NCBI's taxonomy places the organism in Eukaryota, Metazoa, Chordata, Chondrichthyes, Rhinopristiformes, Pristidae. Gene Ontology annotation, molecular function: RNA binding. The coding region runs from base 38 to 637 and encodes 199 amino acids. Gene Ontology annotation, biological process: tRNA 5'-leader removal. The transcript has a single exon. Gene Ontology annotation, cellular component: ribonuclease MRP complex. The record is from RefSeq and is a predicted model, not a curated record.
UGGGUAGGGAGGAAUAGUGAGGCGGUUGUGGGAAACCAUGGAAAAUUACACGAAGAUCCGUAAGAGCGAGGAAGAGAGUCCUCUGCCCUUCGAGAACCUGCCGGAGGACAUCGUGGAGAUGCGGGUGAAGGAGGGCAGCAAGAUCAGAAACCUGAUGGGGUUUGCAAUCGGUCGGAUGGAGCUAGAAGGCACUCGGCAGAUGGUGUUCACCGGCUCGGGCAGGGCGGUCACCAAGACCAUCACCUGUGUGGAGAUCAUGAAAAGACGCAUCGGGGGUCUCCAUCAGAUCACCAGGCUACGCUACAAGAGCCUGCGAGAGACGUGGCAACUCCGUGAGCCCCGGGAGGGUGCCCACAACCUCACCCUGUUGAAGAACGUCCCGGCUAUUUGCAUCCUCCUGUCUAAGGAGCCCCUGGACCCGAGUGAAAGUGGCUACCAGCCCCCGGACACUGGCGAUGGGCUGUGGCUUGGGCAGCGAGACAGGGAGGUUGGAGAGAUGGAGAACGCUUCGGCUCCCAGAGGCAUCAAACGCUCCCUGUGCUGUGGGAGUCACGAAAUGGUUAAAAAAGUCACAAGGGAAGACCAUCAAGUCGACCCCUCCUCUAACUAUAAUUACCCACUGAACUACCACCAGUAACACUGUAAGCAUAAUAUAACUCAAUAUAUAACUUUAUAGAACAGUUUGUAAACA